Messenger RNA from Truncatella angustata, 1478 nucleotides. Its product is annotated as glycoside hydrolase superfamily. Lineage: Eukaryota; Fungi; Ascomycota; Sordariomycetes; Amphisphaeriales; Sporocadaceae. The coding region runs from base 335 to 1351 and encodes 338 amino acids. Gene Ontology annotation, molecular function: hydrolase activity, hydrolyzing O-glycosyl compounds. The record is from RefSeq and is a predicted model, not a curated record. The transcript has 8 exons. Gene Ontology annotation, biological process: glucan catabolic process.
ACCCCACGUAUGAGGCAACGUGCUUCCCCAGAUUAAAGGACUGCUCGGUGAAGUACAACUCUAAUUUAACACCAUCGUCCUACCUAGUCGUGCUAUUCGAUUGGUACCGACACUAAGGCCCGGGGUCGUAGUGACUGUGACUCGUACGCCAACACCACUAUGACCAAUGUGUUCCUUUUGUCUAAGACCGCUCCGAAAAUGACGGAAUAAGGCCUUCCGUACUCUGACGAUCUUGUUGACGGCGGAGUAUAAAAUAUGACAGCGGGUGCCGUAAAACGGCAGCAGAAUGUCUGUUCAUCGCACCCUUGAGGGCACGUGAGAACCCAGAAGCAAAAUGAAGUUCAUCGAUCUUCUUCUCGGGGCUACGGCGGUUGCUGCCGUCGUUGCUGCUCCUACCACUGGCGAAACAUCCGUUCACAAGAAGCGAAAGAGCAAGUUCCAAUUCACGGGUGUCAAUGAGUCAGGCGCUGAGUUUGGCAACACUGCGCUCCCUGGCCAGCUAAAUAAAGACUAUACAUGGCCAGCUCACUCCACGAUUGAUACAUUGGUGGGUAAGGGCAUGAACAUUUUCAGAGUACCGACCAUGAUGGAACGCAUUAUUCCCGGCAAGUUGACAGGUUCUUUCAACGAGACAUAUGUCGCAGGGCUGGACGAUAUCAUCAAGUACAUCACUGGAAAAGGCGCAUAUGCUAUCCUCGAUCCCCACAACUUUGGUCGUGCCUAUGGAAACAUCAUCACCGAUACUGCAGGUUUCAAGACAUGGUGGACCACUGUUGCCAAACGAUACGCCUCCAACGGCAAGGUCAUCUUUGACACGAAUAACGAGUACCAUGAUAUGGACAACACACUUGUAGCCAGCCUCAAUCAAGCAGCCAUUGAUGGUAUUCGAGCCGCAGGUGCGACUUCGCAAUACAUUUUUGUUGAAGGAAACUCCUGGAGUGGUGCUUGGCACUGGGUUUCUAGCGGUACGGCGACAGGUAUGGUCAGCCUCACAGACCCGCAGGAUAAGAUCGUGUAUGAGAUGCACCAAUACCUCGACAGCGAUGGCUCAGGCACCUCAACGAGCUGCGUCUCUACGACCAUUGGGAAGGAGCGCGUCACUGAAGCUACCGCGUGGCUAAAGGCGAACGGCAAGAAGGGCAUCAUUGGUGAAACGGCCGGCGGGGCCAAUUCACAGUGCAUCAGCGCCGUCGACGGCAUGCUGAGUUACAUGCAGGACAACUCAGAUGUCUGGACCGGCUGGCUCUGGUGGGGUGGUGGCCCGUGGUGGGGUGACUACAUCUACAGCAUGGAACCUCCGUCUGGGGUUGCUUAUACGGGAGUACUUCCGUCGAUUACGAAGUACAUCUAGGUCCGAGAUCUAUGGUCAUCACAAAGGAUGGGAAAUUCGUGGAGGUACUGUGAGGCAUGAUAUAGGGCUAUCGUGAUGGCAACACGGGUCAAAACCAGGUUUCUUUCUUUUGCGCAUCUGUUACUCU